Messenger RNA from Nicotiana attenuata, 966 nucleotides. RefSeq lists its product as uncharacterized. The transcript has a single exon. Lineage: Eukaryota; Viridiplantae; Streptophyta; Magnoliopsida; Solanales; Solanaceae. The record is from RefSeq and is a predicted model, not a curated record. Bases 50 to 724 code for a protein of 224 amino acids. Gene Ontology annotation, molecular function: DNA binding; protein dimerization activity.
UAUACGUAAUAAUAAUCUAAAUUAUCAUAUCAUUCAUUCAUGUAAUACAAUGAAGGCAGACAAAAGAGCACUGUUAAAGAGAAAGGCUUGUGUUUUGAAGAAGACAAUGGAGCUUUCCAUUCUCUGCGAUAUCAAAGCCUGCGCCAUUAUCGUUGAUGCCGACGGAACUGUAGAAUCUUGGCCGAAAUAUCCCACUGAUCUCAACCCAAUUCUUGAUCGGUACAAACAAUAUUCUCUGAAAAAGCAAAAGAAGAACAACGAUGUUGUUGUUGAUGUUGAGAAUACCAAGGGAAAAGAAAAUGUUUUGUUGGCAUUGGACUCAAAAAUUGAGGCUGUAAAGAGAAGAAUUGAGUUCUUGAAUGGGAAAUCAAUUACCGCUAUGAAUUCUGAUGGUGAUGGAGAAAGAGAAGAAUUUGCUGAAAUAUUGAGCGAUAUUAUAGGAGGUGGUAGCAACUCUGUUAAUGCUCAAGAAUUUGGUCCAACUGAAAUACAGCCAUGCGCUUACUGGGAUGGAGAGAUUGGGUUUUCUACUGCUAAUUAUGAUCAACAACUUGAACUUGAUCCAAUUGAACAGCCUUGCUCCAAUGGACAUUAUGGGCUAUCUGGGAACAAAAAUAAUACUGCUGAUGUUGAUUUUGAAUUUGAUUUAUUGAUGCAAGAUGAAUACCAGUUCCAUAUCUUCUCACUGUUGGCCCCGGAACAUGGGCAAAUUACCUUUUGCUAAUUCUUAUGAUUUUUUUUUUAUUUUUUGUGAAAAAAUAGGCAAUUAACGUUGAUAUAGCUUUGGCAACAGAGCAUGGACGUACUAGAUUUGCUAAUUCUUGUGAUGUUUUCUGAAUUUUUUGGUCAAUAAUGUAUUGACAAUUCGUUACGAGUUCAAUAAGAUUUGUUAUGAUUUUGCUCUUUUGUGUAUUGCAUUAUGCUAGACUAGAUAGUGCAAAGUGCAUGAAACAGGGAAAUUAACUA